This is a messenger RNA of Synchytrium microbalum, 1221 nucleotides long. RefSeq lists its product as uncharacterized. The coding region runs from base 1 to 1221 and encodes 406 amino acids. Lineage: Eukaryota; Fungi; Chytridiomycota; Chytridiomycetes; Synchytriales; Synchytriaceae. Gene Ontology annotation, biological process: proteasome-mediated ubiquitin-dependent protein catabolic process. The transcript has 5 exons. Gene Ontology annotation, molecular function: ATP hydrolysis activity; proteasome-activating activity; ATP binding. Gene Ontology annotation, cellular component: proteasome regulatory particle, base subcomplex. The record is from RefSeq and is a predicted model, not a curated record.
AUGGCCGAGGUUGCUGUAAUGAAGAUGAGUGAAAUAGGAGGCUUGCCAAAACUAAAGAAGGAAGACGAAGAAUCCACUGAUUUAUAUACCAGAUUAAAGAAAUUACAACGCCAAUUGGAAUUUCUUGAAUUACAGGAAGAGUACAUUAAAGACGAACAGAAAAACCUCAAACGGGAACUCAUUCGAGCACAGGAAGAAGUCAAACGAAUCCAAUCCGUACCACUAGUAAUUGGCCAAUUCUUGGAACCCAUUGAUCAACAUACUGGUAUUGUCGGCUCUACCACGGGAUCCAACUACCUAGUUCGAAUUCUAAGUACCAUUGACCGUGAAUUACUCAAACCCUCAUCAUCCGUCGCCCUUCAUCGACAUUCGAACGCACUAGUAGAUGUAUUACCUCCAGAAGCUGACUCGUCUAUCGCCAUGUUGGGUGCUGACGAGAAACCAGAUGUAUCAUACGCCGAUAUCGGAGGUCUCGACAUGCAAAAGCAGGAAAUCCGUGAAGCGGUUGAAUUGCCCUUGACGCAUGUAGACUUGUAUCGUCAAAUCGGUAUUGAUCCUCCUCGUGGUGUAUUGCUAUACGGCCCUCCGGGAACAGGAAAGACAAUGCUUGUUAAAGCGGUGGCGCAUCAUACUACGGCAUCAUUCAUCAGGGUUGUUGGAUCGGAAUUUGUACAAAAGUAUUUGGGCGAAGGGCCACGUAUGGUUCGUGAUGUAUUUAGAUUGGCCAGAGAGAAUUCACCUGCGAUUAUAUUUAUUGAUGAAAUUGAUGCCAUUGCUACAAAGCGAUUUGAUGCCCAGACGGGCGCUGAUCGUGAAGUGCAACGUAUUUUGUUGGAAUUGUUGAAUCAGAUGGAUGGGUUUGAUCAGAAUUCGACUGUUAAGGUCAUUAUGGCUACAAACAGAGCAGAUACUCUUGACCCUGCUUUAUUGAGACCUGGUCGUCUUGAUCGAAAGAUUGAAUUCCCAACUCCAGACCGUCGUCAAAAACGAUUGAUCUUUACAACUAUAACAUCAAAGAUGAAUCUUUCUGAAGAAGUGGACUUGGAGGACUUUGUAUCACGUCCAGACAAGCUCUCUGGUGCUGAAAUUGCUGCUAUCUGUCAAGAAGCUGGAAUGCACGCCGUCCGAAAGAAUCGAUAUGUCAUACUCAACAAGGACCUCGAGUCAGGAUAUAAAUCGAAUGUUAAGAAGGAAAACACAGAUCAUACCUUUUAUCAGUGA